Amphimedon queenslandica is the source of this 1370-nucleotide messenger RNA. RefSeq names its product TRPL translocation defect protein 14-like. The transcript is spliced from 11 exons. The record is from RefSeq and is a predicted model, not a curated record. Gene Ontology annotation, molecular function: phosphatidylinositol binding; GTP binding; phosphatidic acid binding. Lineage: Eukaryota; Metazoa; Porifera; Demospongiae; Haplosclerida; Niphatidae. Bases 96 to 1268 code for a protein of 390 amino acids.
GUUUGCCCACCUCCCGAUCUGGAAAAUCCUCGAAGAACGGAAGUACCUCAGUGCUGUUUUGAGCUACUGGCUUGAGAUUAGUUUUGAGGUCUAUUAUGUCUGCUGAAAAACGUUCUGUAGUAGCAACUACCCACCGCGUAGUGUACAAAGUUGUGUUAACUGGAGGACCGUGUGCUGGUAAGACUACUGCUUUGGCAAGAUUUAGAACAUUCUUUGAAAACCUGGGGUGGAAGGUUUACUGUGUUCCAGAAGCAGCAACAAUUUUAUUGAGCGGAGGCGUCAAGUUUUCUAAUUUGAGUCAAGAGCAAUGUGAUGUCUUUCAAGAGAAUGUACUGCUAACGAUUUUGCAACUUGAAAGAACUUACACUGAUCUGGCUAGUAGAGACAGUAAAAACUGCUUAGUUGUAUGUGAUAGAGGAACAAUGGAUGCUUCAGCAUUUUGUUCGGAGAAAGUUUGGUCAGAUAUAUUAGGAAAUAAUAGUCUUGACGUUUUUACAUUACGAGAUGGACGAUACGACCAAAUCGUUCACUUGGAAACUGCUGCAAAAGGUGCUGAAAAAUUUUACCAGUUGACAAAUAAUGCAUCCAGAAGUGAAGGGCUGGAAUUAGCCAGGAAACUUGAUACGCAAGCAGCUCAAGCUUGGGUUGGUCAUCCUUACUGUGAUGUUAUUGACAACAGCUCUGAUUUUGAAGGCAAAAUGUGUCGUGCUAUUGAAGCUGUUUGCAAAAGGCUCGGCAAAAGACUUGGAGUAGAUGUUGAUGACCGUCUAAAGGCAUUGAGUAAAAAGAGGAAGUUUCAUGUUAAAAAUCUUCCUCCUACUGAGGUGUUUUCUUGUCAUUAUCAAGAUUUUGAUGUGCAGCAUGACUAUCUUAGUAAUAAUAGCAGAGAUUCACAACUUCGAGUGAGAAAAAGAGGACAAAAAGGUAGCAGUUUUACGUAUACCUUAACCGAAAGAAGAAUUUGUGAUGGAGAAACAAUAGAGUUAUUGAAGCAUUUAUCAAGCACAGAAUAUGCUACAUUGCUGAAGCAAAGAGAUCCUGAUCAUUAUUCUAUCCAUAAGACAAGACGCUGUUUUCACUGGAGUGGGCACUACUUCCAGCUUGAUAUUUUUAAGGAACCAUUUUCACCUAGGUGCAAUGAACUUAUCUUGCUUGAAACGUACACUACCAAAUGUGGUACAGAUCUUGAAUUACCAUCUUUUCUGGAUUUCAAUAGUGAAGUUACUAAUGAUGAAAACUACUCAAUGUUUAAUUUGUCCAAAAAGUGACUAUUUAACAAAGAAAUGGCAUAAAACAUUGUUUUUGUGCAUUGUUUUGAUAUUACUGUUAUUAUUUUUAAUAUUAUAUUUCUGUGAUGCUGGUAUCUUCUA